CGAGGAAUUCUAUUAGGGUUUGGUUUAUAUUGCGUAGUUUUCAUCACUAUUGCUGGAAAUGUGUUGGUAUUAAUAGCAUUCUAUAAGGAAAAGAAACUUCGAACAGUUUUCAAUUUGUACAUAGUUAACUUGGCGAUCACUGACAUCGGAGUCGCCGCUACUGCUAUGAGUUUUUAUAUUAUAGAUAAUAUCCUCGGAUAUUGGCCAUUUGGUGAAUUUUUAUGUGGUUUCUGGAUAUUUUGUGAUUACGGUAUGACUUUCGCAUCAGUUUUUACGUUGAUAGUGAUCUCAAUAGAUAGAUUUUGGUCCGUGUCUUGGAGCGUACAUUAUCGAACACACCACAAAGCUAAGAAAUCAUAUAUUUCUAUUGCUGUAGUAUGGUCUGUAAUGAUAGUUUUAUGGCUGCCAGCUUGUGUAACAGACAGAAUCAAACACCAGAGGCCAGGAAUGUGUAUCUGGGAACCAUCACUCAACUCAGAAUUUGUCAUUUUCAUUGCUGCUAUUGGACAUCAUGGUUCUUGCUUUGUGCUUCUGUUCUGUUAUGUUCAAGUUUUUACGUUUGUGAGAAGACGAGCCAAAGUAGGUGCAAUCGGAGCUCCGAAAUCCAAGAUGGCGGCAGAAGAAAUAUCGGUAACGGGUGCUACUCUCUUUGCAAGAAAACAAAAACCAGCGACCUUGAACUCUAUCAGAGAAUCUGGAGCCGACGACGAUUUAUCUUCGGAUGAGGCGUCGACCAUAAAACGUGAAAAGAAAGUCUUUGUAACGUUAUCGUACAUUCUAGUAGGGUACGUUAUUUGCUGGGUACCGUUUCAUGUUGUGUUCGACAUCAGUGCCGUAAAACCCGACGCCGUACCCCAUGUUGUGUACACCAUAACAUUUUGGAUGACGUAUCUGAAUUCCACAAUCAAUCCUUUCUUAUAUAAUUUUAGUAGUCCAGAUUUCCGAGAGGCCUUCCGUAAAAUUCUUUGUCGGAAAUGU
Molecule: messenger RNA, 978 nt
Organism: Lottia gigantea (owl limpet)
Lineage: Eukaryota; Metazoa; Mollusca; Gastropoda; Lottiidae
Exons: 3
Biological process (GO): adenylate cyclase-inhibiting G protein-coupled acetylcholine receptor signaling pathway; chemical synaptic transmission; G protein-coupled receptor signaling pathway, coupled to cyclic nucleotide second messenger
Cellular component (GO): membrane; synapse; dendrite
Molecular function (GO): G protein-coupled serotonin receptor activity; G protein-coupled acetylcholine receptor activity
Source: RefSeq, a predicted model, not a curated record